This is a messenger RNA of Lepus europaeus (European hare), 2785 nucleotides long. RefSeq names its product HPS1 biogenesis of lysosomal organelles complex 3 subunit 1 (gene HPS1). The record is from RefSeq and is a predicted model, not a curated record. Gene Ontology annotation, biological process: vesicle-mediated transport; melanosome assembly. Gene Ontology annotation, molecular function: guanyl-nucleotide exchange factor activity. Gene Ontology annotation, cellular component: BLOC-3 complex. The transcript has 20 exons. Lineage: Eukaryota; Metazoa; Chordata; Mammalia; Lagomorpha; Leporidae. The coding region runs from base 219 to 2330 and encodes 703 amino acids.
GCGCGCCCGUGGGCUCGGGGCCGCUGGGCAGUGUGCGCCGCGACCUGGGACAGGCAGCAGUGGCACCGGGGCCUCUGCGCUGGCUCCCUCUCCGGCCUCGGCGUCUGCAGGACGGAGGAUGCUAUGCUGCUGGUCCGCGAGCCCGUCACCGAGCCUGCCAGCCGCAGCCCUUGCCGCAUCACUGGCUGUCUGGAAGCUUGACUGUGCCCCUCGCUAAGAUGAAGUGUGUUUUGGUGGCCACCGAGGGUGCAGAGGUCCUCUUCUACUGGACAGACGAGGAGUUUGAAGAGAGCCUCCGGCUGAAGUUUGGGCAGUCAGAGAAUGCAGAAGAGGAGCUCCCUGCCCUGGAGGACCAGCUCAGCACCCUCCUGGCCCCGGUCAUCAUCUCCUCCAUGACGAUGCUGGAGAAGCUCUCGGACACGUACACCUGCUUCUCAACGGAAGAUGGCGACCACCUGUAUGUCCUCCACCUGUUCGGAGAAUGCCUGUUCAUCGCCAUCAACGGAGACCACACGGAGAGCGAGGGUGACCUGCGGCGCAAGCUGUGUGUGCUCAAAUACCUGUUCGAGGUGCACUUCGGGCUGGUUACUGUGGACAGCCAGCUCAUCCGGAAGGAGCUGCGGCCCCCAGACCUGGAGCAGCGCGUCCAGGUGUGGAAGCGUUUCCAGAGCCUGCUGUGGACCUACGGCCGCCUGCGGGACCAGGAGCAGUGCUUUGCUGUGGAGGCUGUGGAGCGGCUGAUUCACCCCCAGCUCUGCGAGCUGUGCCUCGAGGCGCUGGAGCGGCACUGCGUCCAGCUUGUGAACUGCAGCCCCGAGCGGGCCGGCGAGGAGGCCCUGCACGCCUUCCUGCUCGUGCACUCCAAGCUGCUGGCCUUCUACUCCAGCCAUGGCGCCAGCUCCCUGCGCCCGGCCGACCUCCUCGCCCUCAUCCUCCUGGUUCAGGACCUCUACCCCAGCGAGAGCACAGCGGAGGACGACAACGAUGCUCAGCCUUCACCACGAAGACCCCGGAGCAGCCAGAACCUCCCUGUGCAGCAGGCCUGGUGCCCUGACCCCGCAGACACGCAUGGGCGCAGUUCCGUGGAGACGGAGGACACAGACAGCCUCUCCCUCCUGGACGAGUACUUCACGCCGGCUCCUUCCCCUGGGGCGCAGAGCUCAGGCAGCACCAUCUGGCUGGAGGGGGGCACCCCGCCCACGGAUGCUCUGCAGGUAGCUGAGGCCACUGUGGAAAUGCUGGUUCCUCAGUCCCCCGCGCCUUCUGGCCCCAGGAGGAUCUUCCUAGACGCCAACGUAAAAGACAACUACUGCCCCUUGGUGCCCCACACCAUGUACUGCCUGCCCCUGUGGCCUGGCGUCAACAUGGUGCUCCUAACCAAGAGCCCCAGCAUGCCCCUGGCCCUGGUGCUGUACCAGCUGCUGGAUGGGUUUUCUCUGCUGGAGAAGAAGCUGAAGGAGGGGCAGGAGGCCGGGAGCGCACUGCGGUCCCAGCCCUUCAUGGGAGACUUGCGCCAGAGGAUGGACAAGUUCGUCAGGAGCCGGAGCGGGCAGGAGGUUCAGAGCACCUGGCUGGAGUUUAAGUCCAAGGCCUUCUCCAGAGCUGAGCCAGGAUCAUCCGGGGAGCUGCUCCAGGCGUGUGGGAAGGUGAAGCGGCAGCUCUGUGCCAUCUACCGCCUCAACUUCCUGGCCACGGCACCAGACAAGGGCGGCCCCCGGCUGCCGCAGCACCUGCAAGACCAGGCCCAGAAGCUCCUGCGGGAGAAGCUGAGCGACUGGAAGGACUUUCUGGUGGUGAAGAGCCGGCGGAACGUCACCAUGGUGUCCUACCUAGAAGACUUCCCAGGCUUGGUGCAUUUCAUCUACGUGGACCGCACCACGGGGCACAUGGUGGCGCCGUCCCUCAGCAGCAGUGACAAGACGUCCUCGGAGCUGGGCAAGGGGCCCCUGGCUGCCUUCGUCAAGACCAAGGUCUGGUCUCUGAUCCGGAGGGCACGCAGAUACCUGCAGAAGGGCUACACGACACUGCUGUUCCAGGAGGGGGACUUCUACUGCUCCUACUUCCUGUGGUUUGAGAAUGACAUGGGGUACAAACUCCAGAUUAUCGAGGUGCCUGUCCUCUCUGAUGAUGUGGUCCCCAUCGGCAUGCUGGGAGGCGACUACUACAGGAAGCUCCUGCGCUACUACAGCAAGAGCCACCCAGCGGAGGCUGUCAGGUGCUACGAGCUGCUGGCCCUGCACCUGUCAGUCAUCCCCACGGACCUGUUGGUGCAGCAGGCCGGCCAGCUGGCCCGGCGCCUGGGGGAGGCCACCCGCGUCCCUCUGCCCUAGGCCAGGGCACGCUGGCCGUGCCAUCUAUGCUUGCAAUGGUCCCCACAGGAAGAGCCGGCUCCUGUCCACAGUGGCACCCUGAGGGGAGCCAAGGCACAGGCUUCCUUAAACUCCACCUGGACCACCGUGGGCACCCCCAAAUCCGUCCCUCUGGGGAGGGGAGCAAGACACCAGUUGCCCUUUGUCUCCUCAGAGAAUCGGUGGGUCUGAGCUGCCUUUCCUUUGUCCCUGGGAGCCAGGAAGGGAGUCCCCAGGGGCUGAAGGCCCUCCUUCUCGGCGGCCUCUGAGCGGAGGAAGCUGCUUCCUGCCCCAGGCACAGGAGCCUCUGGGUUUCAGUUCCAGCUCUGCCACCUCCUCGCACAGCUCUGGGCAAGUUUCUAACAUCCUGACCCUGUUCCCCCACGCUUAGAGGAUUACUAAGCAUGCAGUCGGUGCUCAAUAAAUGUUGGUUGUUG